AUGCCGUCCCCGACGCCGAGGGCCCGCGACACGUCACACACCGACACGCCCCCUUCGGCGGCAGGCCACGCCCCCACCUGCGGCGGACCACGCCCCCACCUGCCUCGGACCACGCCCCCUUCUGCAGCGGGCCACGCCCCUCCGCGUCCAGGCAGCGCCCCAACGGAGACAGGCCACGCCCCCUCCUGCAUCAGGCCACGCCCACCCGUGUCAGGCCACGCCCUCCUGCGUCGGGCCACGCCCCAACGGCGACAGGCCACGCCCCCUCUACGCCAGGCCACUCCCCUCCUGCUUCAGGCCACGCCCCCUUAUGCGGCAUGCCCCCUCCUGCGUCGGGCCACGCCCCUUCCACGUCAGGCCACGCCCCCACCUGCCUUGGACCACGCCCCAUCGGCAUUGGGCCGCGCCCCUCCUGCGGGGGACCACGCCCCUUCAGCGCCAGGCCACGCCCCUCCGCGCCUAGGCCACGCCUCCUUCAGCGUCAGGCCACGCCCCCGCCGGCGCCGGACCACGCCCCCCUGCGCAGUGCCCCAGCGGCGUCAGGCCACGCCCCCUCUGCGCCAGACCACGCCCCUCUGCAACCGACCACGCCCACCCGCACAAGACCACGCCCCAACGGCCUCAUGCCCCGCCCCUCCACAGAGGACCACGCCCUACCUGCCCCAGACCACGCCCCGUCCGCGCCAGACCACGCCCCCUUCCGCCUCUGGCCCCGCCCCCUCGGCACCAGGUCAUGCCCCUUGUCUCAAAGACCACGCCCCUCCGACCGGGCCACGCCCUUAUGCCUCGCAAGGCCACGCCCCUCCGAACAAUAAUAAGAAUAAUAAGAAUAACGGCAAGGUGAACCAGGUUUGA
Molecule: messenger RNA, 855 nt
Organism: Tachyglossus aculeatus (Australian echidna)
Lineage: Eukaryota; Metazoa; Chordata; Mammalia; Monotremata; Tachyglossidae
Product: extensin-like
Exons: 4
Coding region: 1-855 (284 amino acids)
Source: RefSeq, a predicted model, not a curated record